Messenger RNA from Girardinichthys multiradiatus, 1820 nucleotides. It is a transcript of the gene cltb, whose product is annotated as clathrin, light chain B. The record is from RefSeq and is a predicted model, not a curated record. Gene Ontology annotation, biological process: clathrin-dependent endocytosis; clathrin coat assembly; intracellular protein transport. Lineage: Eukaryota; Metazoa; Chordata; Actinopteri; Cyprinodontiformes; Goodeidae. Gene Ontology annotation, cellular component: plasma membrane; clathrin coat of coated pit; postsynaptic endocytic zone cytoplasmic component. The transcript has 6 exons. The coding region runs from base 252 to 899 and encodes 215 amino acids. Gene Ontology annotation, molecular function: structural molecule activity; clathrin heavy chain binding.
CAACCAAACGGAGCAUUCCUCGUGGCGAUGCCCUUCUUCCAUCAUCAUCUUCAUCACAGUGGAUGAACAAGUGGAGAAAGCCUUUAUUGUUUGUUAUAGGCGGGUUGGUUGAAGUCUCCAUUACCUGGAGCAGCGUUUUUGGAACAGCGGAAUCUAGUGUAACGAGUUUUUUUUAUUUUUUAUUUUGGAGUCUUCAACGUCAGCCAGCUAAACCGUCUAGCCUCAGUUAAACCUGCACUUUUUUGUGUAUUAUGGCCGACAACGGGGCGCACCAUGCCGAAGAGGACCCUGCGGCCGCUUUCCUGGCCCAACAGGAAAGUGAGAUAGCGGGGAUCGAGAACGACGGCGAGGGUUUUGGGGCGCUGGAAGGAGCGGACGAGGUGCAGCCUUCCCAGAUGGCCAACUACGACGAGCCUGCAACGCUGAAUGGAGACUUGUUCCAGGAGUCUAAUGGCCCAACAGACAGCUAUGCAGCCAUCGCCCAUGUGGACAUCCAGAGGCAGGAACCAGAAAGUUUGCGCAAGUGGAGGGAGGAGCAGAAGACUCGCCUCGAAGCAUUAGACUCGGCUUCCAAGGCAGCAGAGGCAGAGUGGAGGGAGAAAGCCAAGAAGGAGCUGGAGGACUGGCACGUACACCAGAACGAGCAGAUGGAGAAGAACAAGGCCAACAACAGGAUUGCUGACAAGGCUUUCUACAAACAGCCCAACUCUGAUGUUAUAGGCUUUGUAGCAUCCGAGGAGGCCUUCCUGGCAGAGAGCGACAGCGACAGUCCAGGAUCCGAAUGGGAGCGAGUGGCUCGCCUGUGUGACUUCAAUCCCAAAACCAGCAAGCAGGCGAAGGAUGUUUCCCGAAUGCGCUCGGUUCUCAUCUCUCUAAAACAGACACCUUUAGUCCGCUAACAGUGUUUCAGGGAAUGGUCUUAAUAAUAUUGCCUUUUCAGUUUUAACGACACUUUUUUUCCAUAAGAAUUCUUGACAUGUUUAACCUUUUAAAAACUUCCUGCCUUUCUUGAUGCCUAUAUAUUGAUUUACUUUACCCGAGGCUCCUGACGGAUUGCUCUGUUACCUUUCUGGCGUGUCUGCUUUAAAGUCACUGUACUGAAGAAAAUACUGUUACUGCAAGUUGUUUUAUUUUCUCCUCUAUCUUAUUUUAGGUCAAAUUUAUUGUUUCUAGCAACAUUUUUGAACGCCCAGUUUUUAUUUGUUCUUUAAAUUACCAUUUUGGUCAAACACUUAACUGAAUGCGAACUAGAUUGUAUCCAUCUAUGCCUCUCAUCAGUUUAUAACCAUAAAACAUAAUUGCUCCCGUUAUUUUGCAUGAAUUAUUAAGGUUUUAGGUAGCGAACAUGUUUCUUUUUUUCACAAAUAAGCUUGUGGCCUUUCUGAUCUCGCUUUUACUCCCUUUAGAGUAUUAAGCCAGAUAGUUUUCUCAUCAAUCGGGCAAAUUUGUUUGCAAAAUAAAAUAAAAGUUAAAGACUCAACCAAAGACUUCUGCUACCGUCUGAAUUGAGAAAUUAAAAUUUGCACUUUGUUUUUUGUUUCACUGAUUUUUCUUUCCAUCUUCUUGGUGUUACACCAGCACAUUAAAAACGUUUUAAAUACAGAUAUUCAUCUCAACAGUGAUGUCUGCACAUUGUUCACACGUUGCCUAUUUGGACAUAAUGGAUAUUAAAACGCUGAAUGUUUAAAGAGACGUGGAAAAUAGAAACGGUGGAAUUUUCAGAUCACUUCAUUUAACUUUAAAUAUUUCCCUGCUGAGCUUGUUGCCAUUUCAUAAAGCUUGGAGAUGAUCACAUGAAUAAACUUGUGUGUUGCCCUGUU